Molecule: messenger RNA, 899 nt
Organism: Apaloderma vittatum (bar-tailed trogon)
Lineage: Eukaryota; Metazoa; Chordata; Aves; Trogoniformes; Trogonidae
Product: AT-rich interactive domain-containing protein 2-like
Exons: 7
Cellular component (GO): SWI/SNF superfamily-type complex
Source: RefSeq, a predicted model, not a curated record
AUGAAAGAAUUUGAAGAACAAGAGUUGCAUUUUUGGAAGGAUAUUGUUGAGGAUAUUGAAGUUCGUGACCUAAUUUCUGACAGAAGCAAAUCUCAAGAUAUUCCGUCAGAAGAAUGGAUUUGGGAAUCCUUAUUUCAUCCACCUCGCAAAUUGGGCAUUAAUGAUAUUGAAGGGCAGCGGGUACUUCAGAUCGCAGUGAUUUUACGUAAUCUUUCUUUUGAAGAGGGAAAUGUUAAACUUUUGGCAGCUAAUCGUACUUGUCUUCGGUUCCUGCUCCUCUCUGCUCAUAGUCACUUUAUCUCUCUACGGCAAUUGGGGCUGGACACGCUGGGAAAUAUCGCAGCAGAGCUUCUUUUGGAUCCUGUUGAUUUCAAAACUACUCAUCUAAUGUUUCACACUGUUACAAAAUGCCUCAUGUCCAGGGAUAGGUUUUUAAAAAUGAGAGGCAUGGAAAUUUUGGCAAAUCUUUGUAAGGCUGAAGAUAAUGGUGUCUUAAUUUGUGAAUAUGUGGAUCAAGAAUCCUAUAAAGAGAUCAUAUGUCAUCUCACGCUACCAGAUGUGCUGCUUGUUAUCUCAGCACUUGAGGUGCUGUAUAUGCUCACAGAAAUGGGAGAAGUGGCCUGCUCAAAGAUUGCCAAAGUAGAGAAGAGCAUAGAUACAUUAGUAUGUCUGGUUUCUAUGGACAUCCAGAUGUUUGGACCUGAUGCACUUACUGCUGUAAAACUCGUUGAACAUCAGUGCAUUAGCCAGCAAGGAGUACCUGAUGUCAGACCACAAGUAAUGGAUCACGGUUCUUCACAGGCUCACGCAGCAGGUGUCCCAGCCUCUAGGACAGCACCACAUGUUGCUCCUCCGCCAGGAAUAGUAGAAAUAGACAGCGAGAAAUUUGCAUGUCAGUG